GAGAAGGCGGAGUACGUGUUCCUCGUGAUCUUCACGAUCGAGUGCAUCAUGAAGAUCAUCGCCUGCGGGUUCGUCGCCCACCAGGGCGCCUACCUCCGCAACGGGUGGAACCUCCUCGACUUCACCAUCGUCUUCAUCGGGAUCAUCAGCACGUUCCUGUCGGUAGUGGACCAGGAGGGGGAGAGCUUCGACGUGAAGGCGCUGCGGGCCUUCCGCGUCUUGAGGCCGCUUCGCCUCGUCUCCGGAGUUCCCAGUCUUCAGGUGGUGCUGAACUCGAUCAUCCGCGCCAUGGUGCCUUUGCUUCACAUCGCUCUCCUCGUCCUCUUUGUGAUCAUCAUCUAUGCAAUCAUCGGUCUCGAGUUAUUCAGCGGGAUCCUCCAUCAAACCUGCUUUCGCAACGAAACCGGU
Messenger RNA from Darwinula stevensoni, 408 nucleotides. Lineage: Eukaryota; Metazoa; Arthropoda; Ostracoda; Podocopida; Darwinulidae. The record is from the annotation of a GenBank genome assembly.